Sardina pilchardus (European sardine) is the source of this 2737-nucleotide messenger RNA. It is a transcript of the gene gria3a, whose product is annotated as glutamate receptor, ionotropic, AMPA 3a. Gene Ontology annotation, molecular function: AMPA glutamate receptor activity; transmitter-gated monoatomic ion channel activity involved in regulation of postsynaptic membrane potential. The record is from RefSeq and is a predicted model, not a curated record. Gene Ontology annotation, cellular component: postsynaptic density membrane; AMPA glutamate receptor complex; dendritic spine. NCBI's taxonomy places the organism in Eukaryota, Metazoa, Chordata, Actinopteri, Clupeiformes, Clupeidae. The coding region runs from base 28 to 2688 and encodes 886 amino acids. The transcript has 16 exons. Gene Ontology annotation, biological process: synaptic transmission, glutamatergic; monoatomic ion transport; modulation of chemical synaptic transmission.
CUCGUGGAGUUGAAGUCAAAGGAGAAAAUGGGGCACCGUUUGAUAGCGACCGUCCUGUUUCUCCCGUGUCUCGUCAGUAAAUCUUUUGCGGGAUUUCCAAAUCAAAUUAACAUUGGGGGACUGUUCAUGCGCUCCACGGUGCAAGAGCAUAGCGCGUUCCGCUUCGCUGUCCAGCUCUACAACACUAAUCAAAAUGUGACGGAAAAACCGUUCCACUUAAACUACAAUGUGGAUAAUCUUGAAUCCUCCAACAGUUUCUCGGUCACCCAUGCGUUCUGUUCGCAGUUCUCGCGGGGUGUGUACGCCAUCUUCGGCUUCUACGACCGGAAGUCCAUGAACACGCUGACGUCGUUCUGCGGCGCCCUGCACACCUCGUUCAUCACGCCCAGCUUCCCCACCGACGCCGACGUCCAGUUCGUGAUCCAGAUGCGGCCGGCGCUCCGAGGCGUGGUCCUCAGCCUGCUGGCCCACUACAAGUGGGAGAAGUUCGUCUACCUGUACGACACGGACAGAGGGUUCUCCAUUCUGCAGGCCAUUAUGGAGACGGCGGUGGCCAACAACUGGCAGGUGACAGCGAGGUCGGUGGGGAGCAUCGUAGAUCCGCUAGAGUACCGACGCAUCAUCGAGGAAAUGGACCGCCGGCAGGAGAAGCGCUUCCUGGUCGAUUGUGAAGUGGGCCGCAUUAACGCCAUCCUGGAACAGGUAGUCAUGUCGGGAAAGAAUGGCAGAGGAUAUCAUUACAUACUGGCCAAUCUGGGCUUCGCUAACAUGAGUCUAGAGAAGGUGGUGUCAGGUGGAGCCAACAUCACAGGCUUCCAGGUCAUAAACCCCGAGAAUCCCAUCGUGCAGCAGUUCCUCCAGCGCUGGGACCGGCUGGACGAAAGAGAAUUCCCCGAAGCCAAGAACACACCUCUGAAGUACACUUCUGCGUUGACUCACGAUGCCAUCCUGGUGAUCGCCGAGGCCUUCCGUUACCUCCGGAGACAGCGAGUGGACAUCUCUCGACGGGGCAGCGCGGGUGACUGCCUGGCGAACCCUGCCGUGCCCUGGAGCCAAGGCAUUGACAUAGAGCGGGCACUCAAAAUGGUUCAGGUUCAAGGUAUGACGGGCAACAUCCAGUUCGACAGCUUCGGCCGCAGGUCAAACUUCACCAUUGAUGUUUAUGAGAUGAAACCUGGGGGUGCCAGGAAGAUCGGGUACUGGAACGAAUAUGAGAAAUUUGUAUUUAUAUCGGACCAGCAGGUUACCAACGAGUCAUCUUCUGUGGAAAACCGAACAAUUGUGGUCACUACUAUUAUGGAAGCUCCCUAUGUGAUGUACAAGAAAAACUAUAUGCAGCUGGAGGGGAAUGAGCGCUAUGAGGGCUACUGUGUGGACCUAGCGUCAGAGAUCGCAAAACAUGUCGGAAUUAGAUACAAACUGUCCAUCGUGUCUGAUGGAAAGUAUGGGGCCAGGGACCCUGAAACCAAGACCUGGAACGGGAUGGUGGGUGAACUGGUGUAUGGGAGAGCCGAUAUUGCCGUCGCCCCUCUCACCAUUACUCUGGUGAGGGAGGAGGUCAUAGACUUCUCCAAGCCCUUCAUGAGCUUGGGCAUCUCCAUCAUGAUCAAGAAGCCCCAGAAAUCCAAGCCGGGGGUCUUCUCCUUCCUGGACCCGCUGGCCUACGAGAUCUGGAUGUGCAUCGUGUUCGCCUACAUCGGCGUGAGCGUGGUGCUGUUCCUGGUCAGCCGCUUCAGCCCGUACGAGUGGCAUCUGGACGAGAGCGACGAGGCCAAAGACCCCCAGUCCCCGCCCGACCCGCCCAACGACUUUGGCAUUUUUAACAGCCUGUGGUUCUCUCUGGGUGCCUUCAUGCAGCAGGGAUGCGAUAUCUCGCCAAGAUCUCUCUCAGGUCGUAUCGUUGGGGGUGUGUGGUGGUUCUUCACCCUCAUUAUCAUCUCGUCCUACACUGCCAACCUGGCAGCCUUCCUCACCGUGGAGAGGAUGGUCUCCCCCAUUGAGAGUGCUGAAGACUUGGCCAAACAGACAGAGAUUGCCUAUGGUACACUAGACUCUGGCUCGACAAAAGAGUUCUUUAGGCGCUCCAAAAUAGCCGUGUAUGAAAAAAUGUGGUCGUACAUGAAAUCGGCCGAGCCCUCAGUGUUCGCCAAGACCACCCCCGACGGAGUCGCCCGCGUGCGCAAGUCGAAGGGCAAGUUCGCCUUUCUGCUGGAGUCCACCAUGAACGAGUACAUCGAGCAACGCAAGCCCUGCGACACCAUGAAAGUCGGCGGGAACCUGGAUUCUAAGGGAUACGGCGUGGCCACGCCCAAAGGCUCGGCAUUAAGAAAUGCUGUUAACCUGGCAGUACUUAAACUGAACGAGCAGGGCCUGUUGGACAAAUUGAAAAACAAAUGGUGGUACGACAAGGGAGAGUGCGGCAGCGGGGGCGGGGACUCCAAGGACAAGACCAGUGCACUGAGCCUCAGUAAUGUGGCUGGAGUCUUCUACAUCCUGGUGGGGGGGCUGGGCCUGGCCAUGACCGUGGCCCUUGUGGAGUUCUGUUAUAAGUCCCACCAGGAGACCAAAAGACUCAAACUAGCCAAAAAUGCUCAGAACUUCAAACCUGCUCCUCCGGCAAACACACAGAACUUUGCUACCUACAGAGAGGGUUACAACGUGUACGGGACAGAGAGCGUCAAGAUCUAAUGCAGGUGACUGCAGAGAAAGAGACCUGGUCAGUUUUGACCCCCCCCCC